UGUUUUCUCUUGUUAUUUUCUCAAAGAAUAAAUGAACGUUGUUCUUUUUUUUUUUCCCUUGACAUUUGUUUCUUUUCCAUGACGUUUCCAGUAAACGAGGAUUGGCGUUGACAGGCAGUGACGUGUCAACUCUUUACAGCUGAAUUUAAAGGGCUGGUUUCGGGAUUGAUUUGGAAAAAACGACACUGAAUCUGCAUCAGUGAGGAGCAGAGUGUGGAGAGAGGAGCAGAUCGCACACCGGAGCAUCGAGACGGGAGCGCAGACAUCCAAUUUAUUCAACAUGAACGUUCAGUGUUACCACUGUGGUUCCACCAAUUGUAGAUGCUCCAGGAUCUUUCCAUCGACCUACAAUGAACCUGAAAUCAAUACAGAGAGUUCUGCUUUUAAGACUCCUCAAUCUUCUCAUCAAACUACUUUGGCCAACUUUGACAACUCCAGAGCUCGUCAAGUUCUUCAGGCGGCACAUUUCUUGGAGAGACGUGGGACCGCAGCUCAGCAAACAGCAAUGAGUCUUAUAGGGGUAGCCUUGGAGGAAGAGAAGAAAGCCAAACAACUUCAUAAGGCUAAACAUGAAAAAACGAUAGCUGAUUUCCAGCAGCAAAUUCAUAUCAGAGAGACCAAGAUGGCUGAAGUCAGAUCAUCAGAAUUAGCCUGCCAGACUGGUUUGGAUGCAGAGUGGCUGGAAGUCAACAAUUUCUUCACCACCAUAGUAAAAAUCGUGGAGGGUGUUCGGGAGACAGCCAUUCAGCCUGUGAAGGAAAGGAGAUGGAAAGUUGAAAGAGACACUCAGGAUCUCCUCCAGAAGCUUCAGAGAGAAAUUGAUGUGCUCAACAAGGCCAUUGAUGAGACAAACAAAAACCCAGACUUGGAGGUUUCUCCUCAAAGAGUCCUGAAGGAAUCUAAUGGGAUAAAUGUCCAUGUUGACACUUCACUCUCCCUCGGCACACUGAAAGCUACAACUUCAACCAUGAUGAAGCAAAUUUGCGAGGAACUGGAUAAACUCUCAACCAUCGAAUUCAAGAGGAUUCUUACAUUUGCAGUGGACGUGAAGCUGGACCCGACGACCGCACACCAAAGCCUUGAAAUUUCUGAUGAUGGGAAACAAGUGAGAGAUGCUGGCAAGACGCUGAAAGAUACUGAUUCUCCACAAAGGUUUGAUGUAUUUGGAAGUGUCCUGGGGCUGAACAGGCUGUCCUCUGGCAGGGCAUACUGGGAGGUGGAGGUCAAGAAUAAGACUGGGUGGGAUCUGGGCGUGACGAGACGUUACGCAAACCGCAAGGGGAAUCUCUCGAUCAAUCCUGACAGCGGUUAUUGGGUUAUUGUACAUUAUGAAGAGAAGAAAUAUUCAGCCCUAACGACAACACCUGUGAGCCUUUCACUUAAAGGGAAACCACAGAAAGUCGGGGUGUUUGUAGAUUAUGAGGAAGAUCUUGUGUCCUUUUACGAUGUGACAUCUCAGUCUCACAUCUACUCAUUUACUGAGUGUUUGUUUGGUGGUGAGAUCCUCCCGUACUUCAGUCCACAUCUGAAACAAAAUGAGAAAAACAGCAAUCCUUUGAUUAUCUCUGCUGUGCAAAAGCAGCAGUAAUCACAUGCACUGGAUGUGGUAAGCAAUAUGUAUGAUUGGGUGUGCAGUAACAGUUUGCUUACCUGCUCAUCGGGUAUUUCAUUGGUCAAAAGUUUUAUCUUUUAUGUACUAUUUUCCUAGAUUUUAACAUUUGAAAAGUCAAAAAUAGGUCACACAUACAGCAGUGGAAAUGUAUACAUUUUACAGAUAUGAACAAUGAAAUAACAGAAAAUUACUAACAGGAAAAAAAAAACCAAGGCUGGGAACUAGGAGGUCUGGGCGUGUUGAAACACCUCUGGCAAAAGACAGAAAUGACACAAUAUAUUCUAAAUAUCAACGUGUUAAAACACUUUAGACACUAUUCCUGUUAUUUCUUUAAGAAAAAAAUAUUAGGACAUAUUAUGAUCAAAUGAUGUCACGUACUGAUCACCAGCAGCUGGAGGUUGUGCAUUAUUCAAAAUCAGCUUUUAGCCAAUUUUUGGGAGCAUUAAAAUCUUGCACCUAGAUGAAAAUAACUUUAAGAAGUAAUUUGACAUUAAUCCCUCGGAUGCAACAGGGAACUUGACUUUGUGGUGCAUGGACUGGUGUAUGUAUGCAUCAGAAUCAGAAUACUUUAUUAAUCCUUGAGAAAAUAAUAUAAGUGUAUGUAUUUGCUUUUCUACUCACUCUCAGUAGAUUGCUUUCUUAUACUUCAAAGCUUGGGGGAUAAGGAGGUAAUUUAGGACUCAGGAUCUAUGACACACAGUUUAAGGGGAGCCAUGAAUCAAACCACCAACCUUGCCAUUAGCAGAUGGUCUGCUCUACCCGAUAAGCCACAUAGGACUUUAAAAUAUUAAGUUAACUUUGUGCGAAUAGCCUUAAAUUAUAUGUCUUGACUGCUGUCCUAAGAGUUGCAAGACUGGAAUACUUGAACUUUCUGUGUGCCCGUGACAUUUUUCAUCUGCUGAUUCUUGUCUGCUGUGUACACAGGAGUGUGGUAGUCCCCUCCACAUCUGUGCAGACACACACACACACACAUACACAGACACACACACACACACACACACACACACACACACACACACACACACACACACACACACACACACACACUUCAGCACUCCCUUCCUACGGCUCUGACUAUAAAUGCUGUUUGUUAUAUUGUAUACCACAGGAUGGAUUACGGGUUCUGCUGGUUUGUUGUGUUUUGCUCAUUCUCCAUCACUUACUGUAUCAACAAAAUGUUUACUUCUCUUUGUAGCUCUGUUUUACAGAUCCUUUUUGUAACUAUUUUCUUCUGUUCAACCGUUUGUUUCACUUUGUACUUUUGCUACUCAGGCUUAUUAAAUUGUGCUCUUCAGCAGUCACUAUAUGCCAUUUAAUAAUGUGUGUAAUAUAUUUAUGACAUCAAAUGGACAGAAGUGAAUAAAACUGUCAUUUAGGAA
Molecule: messenger RNA, 2991 nt
Organism: Oreochromis aureus
Lineage: Eukaryota; Metazoa; Chordata; Actinopteri; Cichliformes; Cichlidae
Product: pyrin-like
Exons: 10
Coding region: 281-1588 (435 amino acids)
Molecular function (GO): protein binding
Source: RefSeq, a predicted model, not a curated record